Zymoseptoria tritici IPO323 is the source of this 1182-nucleotide messenger RNA. RefSeq lists its product as uncharacterized. The transcript has a single exon. NCBI's taxonomy places the organism in Eukaryota, Fungi, Ascomycota, Dothideomycetes, Mycosphaerellales, Mycosphaerellaceae. The record is from RefSeq and is a predicted model, not a curated record. The coding region runs from base 1 to 1182 and encodes 393 amino acids.
AUGGCGGAAAACAACGAAGCCGACAGGUGCUCCGCCAGUUGCGAGGUGGGAGAAGAUUUCCUCUCCGAUUCUCAUGGUGAAGAAGCCCUCUUCUUCGAUUCUCAUGAUGAAGAAACCCUCCUCUUCGAUCCUCACCGUGAAGAAGCCCUGCUCUUCGAUCCUCACGGUCGAGAAGCCCUCUUCCACGCCUGCCAUGUGGGCGACUCCGAUUUCGACGACCCGGUAUUCGAAGCCGCAGAGAGACGUCGUCUACAAGAUUCCUGGGCGACCCAGGAGGAAGCACAGGAUGAUGUCGAGCAGGACCUCAUCCGGUUAAAGAGUGGUGUGAAGAAUGGCACCGAGCUCGUCGGCCUCAGCGCUUUCCCUCGGACCGGGAUCCGGAUCAGGAUACCUCACAUUCUCUUUGCCCUGGGCGCCAUCGUCCUCCUGUGCUCCGGCGUCGCCUUGGUAUUUAUCGAUCGCAAGCGCCUCCUCGUCGAAUCAUCCGCGCUCGAGCCGUGCCAGCUGUCUCCACUCCCAAUCGCGCCGCAAGUUCCUCCCGUGGACCUUAUCCGAAUCACAUCCAACGUUUCCACGAGCCCGAUGGCACGCAUCCGCGGGUUCGAUUCCAUCUGGGCGGGGGUGGAGCGGGCGACGCAGCAAUGCGAGACCUCGGUGGCGGGCUUCAACCGUAGUAUCGCCGCGUCAACGGAGAGGUGGAAUUGCGCUCUGCACGAGGCCGCGGCGGCCGAUGCACUCGCGAGGAGCCAGGAGCGGGUUUUCGAUCGUCUCCUCCGCGAUCUGGCGUGGGCGGGCAUGUCCUGGCUCCGACCUCGAUGGGCGGGAGGCCGGGCGACGAUGGCGCUGGAGGGAGCGACGGCGGAAUUCCAUCGACUCUACCCGCAUCGCAUGCGAGAGGUGGAAUGGCAGUUCGACGAGUUGGCGCAGGUGCUGGACGUCUUGGCGGAGGUCGUUCGUGCGCUGCAGCAGGGUGGGCUGGAGUUUGCCGGGCGGGCGGCAUUGGAGGAGGAGGACGAGAGGUUGGUGGGAGAGUUGGAGCAAGUUCUCCGCCGGGUCGUGGCCAGUCUCGAGCAUGCGGUGAAGCAGGCGCGUCGUGACGGGGAGAAGUGGAGGGAUGCGGCGGAGAUGGUAGGGGAGCGGAACACGGCGGUGUUGGAGGAAGAUCGAUGCGGAUGGAUUUGA